AUGGCCGCUCAGACGCCCCCGGGUCGACGGGACCGGCGGAGCGAUGCUGAUCUGCCUCUUUUGGGAGGGUAUCCAAUAGCUGAGGAAUACGAUAAGGGUGAGGAGGAUUCUGGCGUGAGUAGUAUCGCUUCCUUUGAUACUUUGCGGGAUGCGGUCAAUGGUGAACUCCAGGAUAUGCACAGGGAGGUUGGCAAGGUGCGCCGUUCCGGAAUAGCAGUACGGCAGAUGCUGGACAGGAUGAGGCAGCUAGCUGAUGGGGAGGCUGCGGAGCAACUAGAGGAGCAGAGACUAAGAGACAGUCUCGGCUCCCUCUUGUCAUCACUUGACCAGCUACUCUCCUCGUUCCUCGUGUCGGAGGAGCGGACGCUGGAGAAGGAGCGGGUCAGGGCGGACGAGAUUGAUGAGGGCAUCCGAGCGAACUCGCAGAAAUACCCGUCCUAUGCCUCCACCUCUUACACUGGGAUGGUCGAACCCAUGGCCGACCACAGCCAACCCGUAGAGGACCCGACAGAUGCCCUAUUGCUGAGUAUGGCUGAGUUGGACCUCCAAGAGGACAUCAUCCGUGAGCGAGAGGAGGGUAUUAGGAACAUACACUCGGACAUAGUAGCUAUCAGGGGCCUUUUCCAAGAGGUUGCUUGGCACGUAUCGGAGCAAGGACAGGUAAUAGACAAUAUAGAGACCAAUAUGGGCCAGGCUGCUCAUCGGACAGGGCAGGCUAAUCGUGAGUUAGCCAUAGCUAGUGAGAGAGUUCGGAAGAACAUAUACUAUCACUGCGCUGCUAGAGGCAUCACACAGUGGGAGAGGCCCACCGAGGGCGAGCCCCAGAUGGGUGACCUUUUCCAGUCUGACGGGGAGAAGUCCAGUGGGACUCCCGAUUCGACUGCUAGUGCUCGAGACGAUGCGUCGGCGGACAUGCGACUGAACGAUAGGCCGACUACUACCGCCACGGUGAACCUCUCUGGCACACCGCAGCAGAAGCAACAACAACAGGCACAACCUAGAAGUGAUGCAAUGGGUCGGGCCGUAGAGCAGUUUGAAAUUGGCAAUCCUAGGAGCGUGGUCAGCAAUGCUGGCACGAGUCGGUUCGGUCCUCCAUCCUUCGCCUCCAACACCUUUCAGAGUUUGAUCGGUGGGGCAGUAGGGGUUCUUGGUAGGUUCCAAGGCAUGCGAGGCAUUGGCCAAUAUUUCAAGGCCGAUCCAGAGACCGUGUCUACCAGGCUACGACAGGGUGUGUCGAUGGGGAUGGGCAGUGGCACUAGUCGAUCCCUUAUGGAGCACCCUGAUCUCGUCGGGCCCAGCAUCAUCCUACUCCUCUCGGUCCUGGCCAUGUCUAUUGUGACGAUGAUCACCAAUGUGUCCCUGUCCACUCCUGUAGCGGUCUUCAUGUCUGGGUCUAUGAUAAUGAUAUGUGGCAUGACCGGCGUACCACUCCUCAUCAUCAUCUUCCAGCGAUACUUUGGCGCCACUGAUCCCAGCUCGAGGUACUAUGCCCCCUCCCUAGGAGCCCCUGUACCAGGCCCUGAUGAUGCCCAGCCUCUCGAGUACAUACCUCUAGUCUCUGCUUACAGUUACUCCUUGGCGCCAAUGCCGUUGGCCACAAUGGCCAGCCUAUUCCUCGGCAACUUCUCCUUCCUGGCCGGCGCUGGUGCCAGUAUUGCCUACCUCAACGCCCACCUCGGCCCCCCUCUGGCCAGCGCCUUCGGUCGUGGUCGAGUUGGUUCCCUCACCAUCCUUGCUGGUACCAUCAUCCUGUAUUGGCUGAUUAUGUCCCUCAUGUGGUGA
Perkinsus marinus ATCC 50983 is the source of this 1782-nucleotide messenger RNA. RefSeq lists its product as hypothetical. Bases 1 to 1782 code for a protein of 593 amino acids. Gene Ontology annotation, biological process: vesicle fusion; vesicle-mediated transport; intracellular protein transport. Gene Ontology annotation, molecular function: SNARE binding; SNAP receptor activity. The transcript is spliced from 16 exons. The record is from RefSeq and is a predicted model, not a curated record. NCBI's taxonomy places the organism in Eukaryota, Perkinsozoa, Perkinsida, Perkinsidae. Gene Ontology annotation, cellular component: SNARE complex; endomembrane system; membrane.